Molecule: messenger RNA, 1851 nt
Organism: Hymenoscyphus albidus
Lineage: Eukaryota; Fungi; Ascomycota; Leotiomycetes; Helotiales; Helotiaceae
Source: the annotation of a GenBank genome assembly
AUGUCCGUCUUCUUCUGCAGCUCUCCCUCGACGGCCCGUUCUCUCGUCACGAAGGUAGCAGCACAUCGACGAGUGCUUUCGUUCCUAUAUCCAAUUGACUCUCUGCGUAAUUCGCGACCUUCAAAACGCAAGCGACGUCCUCAAGCUGUUCGCGAGAUGGUGUCCACAACCACUCCGAAUUUCGAAUCAUGGUUUAUCAAUUCCCUAGCCAACGCUGGCAAUUGCAAUAAACACAACUUGAAACCCCUCCAUCCCACCUCUUUUUUCUCAUCUCGGCGACCAGAUUUAUCAGCCAAGAGACGACAAAUUCACAAUCUUACGCCUCAGCGGCAGCAUGCUACGAAAGAUAUGGAACCCAAAAAUAUCGGAGAUGAGGAUAGCGAGCCCAAUCGAACAAAAGAAGAGCUCAUGGAGUUGGUGGACCAGUAUGACGGGGAAUCUUUGACCGGUCAGCUGCCGAUACCAGACCUAGAGCUCCCGAGUCUCUAUCAACCCAGCGAUGGACCAAAUCUCACCGUUUCUGACAAGGAGGAAGACGAAUGGCCACCCCCGCAUUAUGCCUGGCGUGCAAGCCCGGAAACUGAAAAGAAGCUCGACCGUCUAGAGCUGCUUCUUUCAGAAAAGAACCCAGAUCCAGAUUUAGCAUACCAAAUUUACAGAGAUCUACCAAAGCCGGGAGUCCCGUACCUUGAUUCAGGCACCAGACAUAAAUUCCUACGUUGUCUAUAUACGGUGGAAAAAAAGGACGAACAGUCCAUGUUGCGAUAUUUGUCUGUUAUUGAUGAUAUGAAGAAUACGGCCAUACCUUUGCGAUCGACGGAAUGGAAUAGUGCCAUCUCGUUUGUAGCACGGUAUGUUGACCGGUCUACAGAGGUCGAAGUUGAGGCUGCAUUGCAUAUGUGGAGAGAUAUGGAGCAUUCUGCUGGGAUCAAGGGCACUGCUACCACUUUUAAUAUUCUUUUUGACGUGGCCUGUAAGGCAGGGAAAUUUGUUCUGGCAGAGAUGAUCUACAAAGAAAUGCUUACUCGUGGUUUGGAGUUUGAUCGUUUUCAUCAUGUCAGUUUGAUCCAUUAUCAUGCUCUUAAAAGGAAUGGCGAUGGUGCGAGAGCGGCAUACAAAGCUCUCGUUGAAGCUGGAGAAAUCGUUGAUACAAUCGUCUUGAAUGCUAUGAUUGCCGCUCUGGUUUCAUCCUAUGAGGCGAACGCUGCCCAUAACAUAUAUCAUCGGAUGAAGAAGAUGUAUUUGGAGCAGCCCGAGCCCAAACUGGCGCCGCGCCACUAUCUCAAACAGCGAGAGAUUACUAGGAGAUUGAAAGAAAUAGCCCUAGUCACGAAAACGGAUCUUGCCAGUAGAAAAUUGCACCAGAGGAAUUCCAUCAUCGCACCGGAUCUUCACACUUACCAAAUCCUUGUGAGGUAUUAUGCGGUCGAAGCCGGUGAGCUUGAUAAAGCUACACGACUUCUCGAGGAGAUGAAACAAUUCAAUAUCCCCAUCCAUGGCUCCCUUUUCCUAGCCCUGCUGAAAGGAUUUGCCGCGCAUGGAGGCAUUCGAUACACAGACUGGACAUCUGAGCGCCUCGAAAGCGUCUGGAAAUCGUGUGUCUCGGCCGCCGGGAACGAGAACUUGGACGUGUUCCUCUCCAAAUGGAUGGUCGUAUGGGCACUGAAAGCAUUUUCAAAAUGCUGUGGGAAGAGAAGGGCUUUGCAAGCUUGGGAAGAGGUCAAGGUCCACUGGAAACCAGACGAGAUGGAGCUGGUGUUCGUGAUGGACAAACUUACUUUGUUGGUGAAAGAAGCGGAUAAGGAGUCCAAUGAGGAUUCCAAAGACAGAGAAUGGCUGUUGGGAGUGUAG